Molecule: messenger RNA, 4614 nt
Organism: Lytechinus pictus (painted urchin)
Lineage: Eukaryota; Metazoa; Echinodermata; Echinoidea; Temnopleuroida; Toxopneustidae
Product: DNA polymerase epsilon subunit 2-like
Exons: 14
Coding region: 727-2301 (524 amino acids)
Biological process (GO): error-prone translesion synthesis; DNA-templated DNA replication
Cellular component (GO): epsilon DNA polymerase complex
Molecular function (GO): DNA binding
Source: RefSeq, a predicted model, not a curated record
GAUCUACUUACAGCUUCAGGUUGAUCAAACUUUGCUUGUCUAAACUGCUCAGGGGUGAUCCUGGUUAUUGAAGAAUGUGAAUUCAGAAUAUGACAAAGUGCUGCAAUUACAUCCUUUGCUUGAUUCUUCCUCCCUUGGGCUUGUUUGGAAGAUGCCAUCAUCUAAUAUCAGUUAUUAUUUAUAUUCAAUGUACGGGAUCUAGCCACACCAGGCGUUUAGACAAAUCAUCCAGAUCCUCGGUACUGUCUUAGUGUCUCUGCAGCUGCAAUCGCUAUCACUCAGCGGAUCACCGCGCCGGUGGCUUGGGCGGUGAAAAUAUGAAUGUCCCGUUGAAUUGAGCUAGCUGCUUUGGACGUUAACGCGCGACCAGGGUAAAGAAAUUAGUCUAGUUCAAAUCUUUAUGAAUAAAAUAUAAGGGACGGUAAAUAGUUCAAUCGGAUUCAUCGAAAAUUCAAUCCUACAUUUGCAUAUUUUUUUCGAUCUUAAAAAAUCUAAACAUGAGAAUUUACCUUAAAUGUUAUUAAAUUGGAUGGCAUUCUAAGAAGAGGAAUAACAAUUAAUACAUUGAGUCUAAAAAGCGGCUAAACCGCGGGAACUUGUGAAAUUGAAAACCUUAAUCAAACUCGAGCUCGAAAGGCUAUAAGUAUUAGACUUUGCUUGCGCCUUGCUGAUAUUGCCGUGCAUGUUACGGGGUAAUUUACUCUUUUGAAUGUGUUUGACUUAGAUAUGGCGGACAAAGUAAAGACGAGUAUUUCUGCAGCAUUCAAGAUGAAUGGUCUUGCACUGAGAAGCAAUGCACUGAAAUACCUUGUAGCAGCUCUCACACCAGUCACAGAAACAGAGAGAAAUCAGUGGGUGGAGAAAAUCAUUGAAGCAGUACAGAAACAGCCUUUAUCUUCUGCUUUACUGGAUAAGGCUAUAAUAGAGGCUGCCAUUGAAGAAUGCAGCGAUGGAGGGAAGGAAGAAAAUGAGAAAAUGUUUAAUGUCAUCGACUCUUUCACAGUACCGAGAUACACUUACAAUGCAGACAGAAAGAAAUUCCUUGUGAGCAAUGAUGCUCCAAAUCUCCAUGCUUCAGCAAAGUACAAGGCAGAUCUGUUCCGUGAGAGGUAUAACAUCUUGCUUCAGAGGACAUCCAGACAUAGUUUAUUCUCUCCCCCUGUCCAGGGUGCUUCCAGUGAAACACAAGGAAAGAAGUUUCAGUUAAAACCAGUUGAAUUUCUCUUAGGAAGCACAGCCAAGUUAGGAGAACUGAUUGUCUUGGGUAUGCUAACACAGCUCAAAGAGGGCAAAUUUUAUUUAGAGGAUCCUACCGGUGCUGUUAAACUCGAUCUAGCCAAAGCACAGUUUCAUACAGGUUUAUUUACAGAGAACUGUUUUGUGUUAGCAGAAGGGUGGUAUGAGGAUGAAGUCUUCCAUGUCAAUGGCUUUGGAUUUCCUCCAGCUGAACCAGCAGAUACAACAAGGUCCUACUUUGGAAAUCUGAAUUUCUUUGGAGGACCCUCUGCAACUUGUGCCAAGUCUUCUACCAAACUCAAGCUGCGUGAGCAGGAGAACGAGGAUGCCAUGAUGGUCUUUCUCUCUGAUGUCUGGCUUGAUAAGGUGGAUGUCCAAGACAAGCUCCGGAUCCUUCUCACCGGUUACUCUGAAAUGCCUCCCAUGUGCUUUGUCUUCUGUGGAAACUUCACCUCAACACCUUAUGGCCCCAGUCACAACAAGAUCCUCAAAGAAUCAUUCCAGAACCUUGCUAACAUGAUCUGUGAGUUCAGUUCCUUGGUAGAGCAGAGUAGAUUCAUCUUUGUUCCUGGCCCAGAAGACCCAGGUCCAGGAAAUGUCCUACCAAGACCUCCAAUUCCAGAGUGCCUCACAGAAGUAAUUACAAGUAAAGUUCCUACUGCAGUUUUCACUACAAACCCUUGCAGAGUACAGUAUUGUACACAAGAGAUGAUCAUCUUCAAAGAAGACAUUGUCAUGAAGAUGUGUAGGAACUGCAUCCGUUUCCCUGACAACAAUGAUGAGAUUCCUGAUCAUUUUGUAAAAACCAUUGUAUCACAGGGUCACCUGUGCCCCCUGCCCCUCCACGUCUGUCCUGUGUACUGGGCCUAUGACAAUGCCCUACGGAUCUACCCCCUGCCUGAUGUUAUUGUCUUAGGGGACAAGUAUGACCCUUUCACUAUCACGAGUGUCGGGACAACAUGCACAAACACGGGAUCAUUUUCAAAGAGUGGGUACUGUUUCAAAGUCUACUAUCCCCACUCAAAGGAAAUAGAAGACAGCAAAAUUGAUGAAAUGCCCGCCUGAAGUCCUCUCUGAAAGAUGCCCAUAUCUAUGUAUGAUGGAAAGAACUAUGUUUCAUUGACUCAUCAGAAUUCCUUGGUACCCAUGAACGUACCCUUUAUUUAGAUUUCAUAAGAUAAUGAAGAUAAUUGGCCUGAAUUUGUGAGAAUGGAUUUAAUAUAUUUUCUUUUAAGACAUGCUUUCACAGCAAAGCAAAAAAGAUUUGCAUAAAGAUGGAAAUACUUCAGAAAAAAAAAUCAUAUUUCACAUUAGUUUCACAUAGAUUCCUAAGUGUCCAUUUGAGUUUAUAAAGCAUCAUAAAUUGUUCAGAGGAGUCAACGGAAGUUUGAAUCAAGAAUCCAGCUUCCUACAUUAACAAAUUUAAAAAAUAAAUUGUCAACCACAUGUCUAUUGGAGGAAAAUAGCAACACGUAAAACAGAAAAUCGUAACCAAUAGCAAGUUAAUGCAGACCAACAAAUCUAUCAUAAAUCUAAUUCCAAAUUUUUUUUUUUUAAGACCUGAGGGAGUACAUUUUUGUUUUACUUAUUUCAUUCAAAUAGCUAAUUUGUGAUAGAUUUGAACAAUAUAUUUAGAAAAUAGUAUCACAUUUCACCCUUUCGUUUUCUUUCUUUUCCCCCGUUUCUUGGUGGUAUAACUAUUUGGGUGCCACAAUGCCCCCUCCCAUCUAUACACCAGUGCCUUGUGCUUAUUAUAGAAAGAGUUACAUAAGCAUAACUAUUAAAUACUGAACAAGACCCAAUUUUCAACCAAUCAGAAGCUACCAUUUAAGUAAUUUGUUUACUUUAUGGUAAGCGGUCCUAAAGCUACGCACCACUCAUCGCACAUAUAUGCAAUUUCAAUGGCAAAAUGUGCACACUGUGUGUGGAACUGACUGCAGAGUGACAGACGAUUCCUAUUGAAUUUUUCUACAGAGGCUGCAAUAAAUCACUAAAUGCAGAGAAAAAUAGCAACUGUUUGUAAUUUUGGAGUUAUAUUCACUUUCAUUAAUAUUUUCCUUUAAUAAUAUGAACAUAUUUUAGAAAUUGAGGCACAGGAAAUACUAUUUCUUUUCUUGAUAAAUAGAGUGUGUUGCUAUAGGACCCCUUUCUAGAUCAAAAUCAAGAGGUGUUCGGAAAACACGGCGGGAUUUUCGUAUUAGUGAAUUUUGUGAUAUUUUCUUCUUGGUCGAGGAUCUUUAGAAUAUUUACCACAAAUUGGGGAAAGAUAGUUUGUUCCAAUAUUAAACUUAGCAUAAUUUUUAUCGCUUGUAAACAAAGUGCGUAGCGUUAGGUCCCCCAUCAUAAAUAUGUUUUUUGUAAUAACUGUUUCUGCAAAGGGCCCAAAACAUGUGGUUCUUCAGAUAGAUGUGAUACUGUAGUGAAAACUGAUACGUCAAGUUGAAAAUUUGCAGUAUAUUUUUGUAAUUUAUAGUAAGCAAGAUCGUUAUACCACUUCAGUUAAAUGCUAGUCCAUGCAGAUUAGAUUUUGGUGGCUUUGCAAUAAAUUUCAAAUCAUAUUAUAUAUUGAUUGUCUUACUUCUGAAGGUAUGAAUUGAUUUGAUUUGCCAAUAGUUAAAAAAAAAUGAUUGAUACUUGCAAUUGACUGUGACUGAUUAUCUUGUCACACUCCUUAAUAGUCAAAGCUAUUUAUAAAGUAAAGUCCCAAAAGAUUUGACAUAUGAAAGAUUUUUCACAUUUGCAAACAUUUCGUUUCUUAUUGUAUGGGUAUCUUUGGGAAUCAGUUGAUGACUUCAUCAAUUACCGGUAAUGCCAUACUAGUGUCACUCAGCUUGCAUAUUGCUGAUAACUCUGUGACCUAUUAGUAAUACUAUAAAGUCGAUUUUUUUAAGUUCAACCUCCAUUUUUCGACUUUUAUACUAUUCUUCAUUAAGAGCAUUGAGAGCAUUACAACUUCAUGUGCACUAAAAAGCAGACAAGUAUUAGAAAGGUACCACUUUUUGGAGGUCAGACAUAAUAAUUUUUUAAAAUAGAAAUUGCCCCUAUGGUAGUCUCUAGAAUGUAACACUAUUUGCAUCUUUUUGUCACAUUCAGAUGCAUAUAAUUAAACCUCAAGAUACUUAUAUUUUUUAAUGCAAUCCAAAUAUCUUUAAAAAAACUUAUAUUCCCCCAAUUAUUCCUAAAAUGUGGAGAGAAAAAAUGAGGAAACGACCAUGUGGGUUAACUUUUAAUUGAUGACAGUUAAAUAAGAUGAAAAGUUCAUUCUUUUAUGAUUAAUGAUCAUGUACAUAUAAGUAUUGUGUAAAUAGUGUAGAUAACUUUUUAUAAACUAUUUGUCAUAGGUGCAUUAAUAUUAAACUAAGAUGAGUAUAAUUACAA